This is a messenger RNA of Iphiclides podalirius (scarce swallowtail), 2157 nucleotides long. The record is from the annotation of a GenBank genome assembly. NCBI's taxonomy places the organism in Eukaryota, Metazoa, Arthropoda, Insecta, Lepidoptera, Papilionidae.
AUGUUUUCAAAGGCUAAAAGAUUUGAACCUCUUGGCUCCAAAAAAAGUCAAUCGAGUAAUGUAAUUCAAGAGAAAAAUAAAUUAUCGACAGCACCAAAAUUAUGUACAAAACCUAUUGAAACUCCAAAUAAGAAAAAAUCUGAUCUACAAUCACUAUGCAGUUCUAAAUCAAGUGUGAAAUCAUUUGUAACACCACAACCAGUCAAACUCAACAAGUGUUAUAAAUUUAAACCUACAAAUUCCACUAAAAAGGUUCUUCCAACUCCUAACAGAAAUGAACAUAUUACUAAAAGUGUACCUCAGCCAUCAGAUGAUCUCAUUAAAGCACAGGAGGUGGAAAUAAGGAACAAAGAUCAAACUAUUCUAGAGUAUAAUAAACAAAUUGAAGAUUUGAAAAAUGAAAUAGCGAAGUUACAAAAAACUUUAACUUACAUAGACAACAGUAAGAAUGAUAUUGACAGUUUAGAUAAAAAACUCCAUGAAGUAACUUUAUCUGAUAAUAAAAAAUAUAUAAAAAACAUAGAAUUAAUAAGUGAAAAUGUAAAUGCAGAAAAUAUCAUUGUUAAUCUAAAGAAAGAAAUAGCUACAUUAGAGAAACAAUGUGAGAAGUUAGAACAAGAAGUGAGUAGCAAACAAGUAGAACUCACAUCAUUGGAAGAAAUUAUAGUUAUUAGGGAUAGUUUAUGUCAAGAUUUGCAGAAUAAAUUGAAUGAUAUCAGUGUUUGCCUGGAAGAAACCAAAAAAAGACUGGAAAUGGUUAAAGGUCAUCAUGCACUAGCAUUAGAAGCAAAUGAAAGUAUUAGAAGGGAAUAUAAAGCAGAACUGGAAGCUCUGAAAUUGAAAAUGGAAGAAGAAAAGCAAGCAAUUAUAAAUAAAAGUAAGGUUGAACAAGAAAGUGUUAUGAACCAUUAUAAAUCUUUAAUUACUACAAUUGAAGAACAAAUAAAUGCAGAAAAAGAUGCUGUUAUUUCGAAUUUACAAGAAAAGCUAGUUACUAAGGAGAGAGAAAUGAAAGCAAAGUGUGAUCAAAUUGAAGAGACAGCUCAUGAGAAAUUAAAAUUAUGUGAAAUACAGUUUGAGGAGCGCAGUAGGAGCAUUCAAGAACAUUGGACUCUGCAAAAUAGUCAAAUUCAAAGCUUAGAAAAUGAGGUAAAGGAUCUUAAAUAUAAAGAAAGCUUGAAUGAAGAAAAUAAUAAGAAGGUACAUGAACAGCUUAUCUUUUUAGGAAAUGAAAAGGAUGCUUUAAGAAAUGAAAAAUCAAAACUUGCUCAGGAGCUAGACAAAUUGACGGAAGAAUCUAAAAAGGCCACAAUUGAAUAUGAAAAUAAAAUUAAUAGGUUGACUGUCGAAGUUGAAAAGGCAUUGAAGGAGAAGAACAAAUUUGAAAUGUCCUUAUUGGUAACAAGAGAUAUUGUAGAAGUCCUAACAAUGCGUCUGAGGGAGUCUGAUACUGAAUUGGAACAUUUGGAAGGUAAAGUGCAGUCGCUGUCUAAGUCAAAAGAAGAUAUGGAAUCGGAACUUUUAAAGUGUAAGAAUACUUUAGACAAUACUAUCUUGGAAUGUAAUGAGUAUAAAGAUGCAUUAGUAAAUAUUCUCAAGUCUAAAGCAGCAUUAGCUAAGGAACACACCCGAAUAAUGGAGCACAAUGUUACCCUUAUAGAGAGUCUUCAGAAUGUUGAGAAGGAAGCAUAUCGUGAACUUGGUAGUAUAAAAACUGAACUUAUUGAAGAUGUCGAGCUAUUGAAGAAGGAAUCCAACUGUCAAAUUCAAAUGCUUCGUGAAGAGGUGGAAAAGAAACAAAUGCUGUGUGAAUUGGCUACUGAACACGCUGGCCAGGCCACAGCAGCUGCAGAACAGUCGCGUGCGCUUUUAUCACAUGCUGCCAAUGAAAUUUCGCGGCUUGAGACUGAAAAUAGCUGCCUACAAAAACAGAUACAAGAUCAGCAAUCGCUUGUUGUCGAGUUGUCUCUGCUUCGUCAAGAAAACGAAGAGCUUUCUAUGAUGAUAGCUAAGCAAUCGUCUAUGAUGGAUAAAAUGAAAAAAGAAAUGGAACAGUCUCAGGUUACGCCAAAGUCGCCUUCAGUCACCCGAAAAACUAUCAAAAUCGGCAAAGAAAACAUUCAGACCGUCGUUUCUCCUUUAAGAGAACGUAAUCAU